Molecule: messenger RNA, 1326 nt
Organism: Pyricularia grisea
Lineage: Eukaryota; Fungi; Ascomycota; Sordariomycetes; Magnaporthales; Pyriculariaceae
Exons: 1
Coding region: 1-1326 (441 amino acids)
Source: RefSeq, a predicted model, not a curated record
AUGGACUUGCAUUUUGGUCUCGAUUACAGUCGUCUCUCGGACGAGACAGUCGGCUGGAUGACCGAAAACACACCAGCUCAGACAACAGCAGCCGCAAAUCCCGCCUUGUCCUCGCCCCGUCCGCCACCAUCCUUGCUUCCAACCGAGCCCAACCCUCACCCAGCACCGCCCAGCCACUCAGACCGCCCCGAAGAAGCGCCCCGCAUGGCUCGUCCCGCCGACGGGCGACCGCUGAUCUUCAAGUUCGGCCUCGAGUUUCUCGAGGCGGGCAGCCCGCCAUACGAGCACGCCGUCCGCCGCGUCGAGAACGUCCUGCACCACCACGCCGGCGAAGUUCAAAUCGGCGCCGCCGUUCACCCUCCCGGCAUGGAUGGGCUGACCAUCUGGCAGCUGCGUCGUAUCGCCGGCCCUGCCUCGGUCCACCCGGACGAUUUUCUCUGGUUUGUAGAGCUCGCGCCUCACUUGGGCCCGGCGCCACGUAGCGGCGGACCCUGGACGGGCAUCAAGAUCAGCGGUCGGCUGUGCAUGGGCAAUAGGGUAUUUAGCGAUUUUGAGCAUGGUUUCCGUCUCGUCGUGGACUCGUUGAGAGGCAGAACGACCAGCCGGACCAGAAACGUCCCGCCGUUGAGGACGCACAUUCCAAGGAACGCGACGACUUCUUUCUGGGCCGGUUUGAGUAUAGGCAGCGACAUGUGGGAGCCGACCGUCUUUCGCCGCCUCUAUAUGUUCAUGUACCUGGUCGAAUCCAUCGUGUGCUCCAUGUUUGUCCCCUCAUGGCGCAGCCUGCAGAACAACCCACAGAUCGUCAGCCUCCGCGGCUACGUGUCUACCCUGACAAUCCCGCAGGCGCCCAUAGACGGCACGCUGGACAAGUUCCUCGGCACGGCGGCGGCAGGUAAGGACCUGCAAGUGAUCAACUGGAUGUGGACGUGCGAGUUUGGGCGGCUGCUGGAGCUUAUGCGGGCGACGACCCAGCCGCGGCUGGUUUUGCGCAGCCACCUUGUCGAGUCGGCGGCGUCUUCCAGACAGAAGAACAUGGUCGAGUUUCGAUACCUGCCCGGGACCAUGGACGUGGCGCUGCUGCAGGGAUAUGCAGAGACGUGUCUUGCCAUUGUGUACUUUGCAAAGACGUCCGAUGACUUCAAGUACGCCGCUUUAUUGGAUGAUAUUUGCGAGUGCUUGGAAGAAGCCGGUGGCAUGGCGGAUGCGAGGCGUUUGCUGCUCCACGGCUUGGGGUUUCAAACAGAGGUUGCUGAUUGGUGGGAGGCUGUCAUGCAGAGGCUCAAUGGUAGGCAUAGAGACCGAGAGCCGAGACAAAGGCCUUGA